AUGAAGACCUCUUUGAUCGCACUUGGUGCCCUUCUCGGCCUGGUCUCGGCCCAGAAUGCCGUCGUGCAUAACCACUGUGCUACCUCUGUGUAUGUGCAGUCGUUCCCUUACGAUGGUAGCGCCCCUGGCCCUCUCACCACCGUUCCUAAGGGGGAACUUUCUCUGAGAAAUUCAGAGCAUCUGGUUCGGUAUGUUACUAUCUCCUGUUCGACCGUCAAGAUUGCCAAGACAAAGACGCUGGAUAAGCCUCUCUUCUUUGGCUACUCGCUCUCGUCUAACCCAGACUACGCGUACUACGAACUGAGCACCGAAUGGGGCAACCCCUUCGCUGCGAACCCCAACUCGCUUAGUCCCGGGGACGGUUGCGAGGUCUUUGACUGUGCGGCCAACGAUGCUGCCUGCUACAGUACCCCAGCCCACAAGAAGGUUUAUGGGUGCCCCCAGCCAGUCACCCUGACGGCGGACCUGUGUCAGUAA
Penicillium coprophilum is the source of this 477-nucleotide messenger RNA. RefSeq lists its product as uncharacterized. NCBI's taxonomy places the organism in Eukaryota, Fungi, Ascomycota, Eurotiomycetes, Eurotiales, Aspergillaceae. The record is from RefSeq and is a predicted model, not a curated record. The transcript is spliced from 3 exons. Bases 1 to 477 code for a protein of 158 amino acids.